Cylindrotheca closterium is the source of this 513-nucleotide messenger RNA. The record is from the annotation of a GenBank genome assembly. NCBI's taxonomy places the organism in Eukaryota, Bacillariophyta, Bacillariophyceae, Bacillariales, Bacillariaceae.
AUGGUAGCUCGAUGUAAGGAAGGACCAAUCAACACCUAUACAACAGCAAAAAUUGAGCUUGAAUCCGACAGUAAACCCCAACUAGUAACAUUAGAGAAUAUGCCAAGACGGGUACAGUUCUCGGGAGAGCAUAAGAUUCAUGAAAUCCCUCACAUUGACGACUUAAGUGAUGAGGAGAUCGAGCAAGUCUGGAUGAGUCCCGAUGACUUCAAGGACAUUCGAAGAGAGUGCCAAAAAAUCAUUAUGAUUAUUGAACAUGAUAGCAGCCUUUUAGAAGGUAUGGGGAUAGAGCUGCGGGGAUUAGAGCAUCACAUGGUGAAGCAAAGAAAGCAUAUUGAGGGAAUCCAAGAGUUGCUGUACGACACAGUCGACCGACUCAUGUGCUUCCACGACGAGACAUCAAUGGACGUGGGAGACAUGUUGGCAGAGAUGUGCCAAAAAAUAUCAUCAAGGUCUGAAGCGCUGGCACGGCAGAUAGGAAUACAAGAUGAGGAGAUCGCUAAAAAAUUGUGA